AUGUACUCUAAAUGUGGUGAGAUACAUAUGGCUCGUCGUAUGUUUGACCGGAUGUGGGUUAUGGAUGAGGUCUCGUGGGCAACAAUGAUGGUUGCAUAUGUACAACAUGGUUGUUACUUUGAGGUUCUUGAAUUGUUUGAUAAAAUUACUCAUGAUCCAUUUAGAGAGAUAGAAUCGGAAUCGAGAGCUGAGAGGAGUUUAGUGAAGAAACGUGAACCGAAGGAGAUUCACGUAGAGCCUGAUUUGAUAAACCUUGUCCCCACUUUCGUUAAAGAUCUGGUUCUAUUGCUGUGGAAUGAUAAAUUCUGUGCUGGCCGCCCGACACAGACUCAAGCAUAUAACAUUUUUGAAGUUCCCAAUUCCUUGGGACUUGCAUUUCUAUUCCGGGCUGGUGAUGUUAUGUUAAUGGAUUUUAAAGAUCCUCACAAUCCAUUAUGUGUCUACAAGACUUGCUUGAACAUUUUACCCUUUGCAAUGGAAGAGCGAACUUAUACGGACGACUCUUGUAAAUUGCAUGAGCUUGAUAAUGAAGGCUUUAGUGUUGCCGCCUGUACUUUGUUACAGCUUAGCGAUUAUGAUCCUAUUGUGCAUUGA
This is a messenger RNA of Vicia faba (fava bean), 594 nucleotides long. Lineage: Eukaryota; Viridiplantae; Streptophyta; Magnoliopsida; Fabales; Fabaceae. The record is from the annotation of a GenBank genome assembly.